Molecule: messenger RNA, 255 nt
Organism: Necator americanus (New World hookworm)
Lineage: Eukaryota; Metazoa; Nematoda; Chromadorea; Rhabditida; Ancylostomatidae
Exons: 5
Coding region: 1-255 (84 amino acids)
Source: RefSeq, a predicted model, not a curated record
AUGAAGGUGAAAAGCAACGCGCCCAUUGGCAACGGAGGAGGAGAAAGAAUUCGAAAAAGAGCUUUCGCUGGUCUCAACUAUUUCAUACGACUACAAACAUCACAGAGAAUACUAUUAGAUUUAAAACUCUCUCGUCACUUUCCUGAAAUACUCCUCAGAUAUCUGGUACGGAGGAAGCCUAUUUUGAAGAGAUUUUCAAAAUUUGACCUUUGGACACUCGACCACUUCGAUUCUGCUGUAUUAGUGUCAGUUUAG